AUGGAUGACGGCUGUGAAGGAAUGGCGAACGUGUACAUCAAGAAGGAGCCCGGGAUGGACGCGGGCUUCCAGCCGCCCGUGCCCGCGGACGACCCCCAGUGCCACGUCUGCUUCGUAUCAAGCCGAGCCCGGGCUCCAACGACCCCUACUUCCCGUUCCUGGAGACCCACGAGCCGCCGGCCGGCUACCCCCGCCACUCCCGGCAGGACACGGCCGUGCGGAGUUGCUGCCUGUGCUACUCGCUGCUGCUGGAGCAGUGGAACUGCUACGAGCGCGACGCCACCCCCGCAGCCGCGCCGCCUCUACUGGCUCAAGCGCUGCGACAACGGGCCGUUCACGGGCGCCGAGAUGGGGCUGCAGGGGGAGUACGCUUCGCAGGUCCUGGGGCUCAACACGGACACCCCCCACCGGGAGUCCAGCCGACCUGUGUCGCAAGAGGACGGGGGCAGCAGGCCAGGAAUAUCGCCGCGCCUGCCCACUGCGAUGAGCGUGGAAGACUCGCGGGGCUCCGAGGCGGCCCUGGACCUCCGCCAUGGCUCCCGGGAGUCUCUGUCGGGCCCGGCCCCCGUCGCUCCUGGCUCGGUGGUGUACAGCGGGGCGGCGGCCGCGGACAUCCUGGACCUCAGCAUGCCGGACAAGAACUCGGCGACGGAGGUGUGCUACGUGUGCGGCGACGAGCACAAGCGGGGCUCCCUCAGCCACAUCGCGGCCAAGCUGCUGCCCUCAGGGGGAGGCGGCGGGGGGCCCGCCCCCUCGCCCCCGCCCUUCUUCCCCAGCCUGAUGCUGCACCCGCGGCCCGGCCGGUCCCGCCCCAUGGACAGCGCGGGGCGGGUGCAGGCGUGCCACGCCUGCCAGCAGCACCUGCUGCAGCAGUGGCACGCCUACUCGGCCCGGGGCGUGCCGCACGCCGAGCGCAACUACACCCUACGCAAGCGUCACGCCCCGGCCCUCGACACCACCACCUUCGUCUGCUACACCUGCGCCCUGGAGUACCCCUCGUCGUCCAUCCGCCUGCUGUACUGCUGCCCCAACCCGGAGAGGGAGGCGCACUACAGCUUCAUCGCGUCGCUGAGGCCCCCGCCGGGGGCCAGCCCCAUCUCCCCGCAGGGCAUGGUGCAGGUGUGCUACUACUGCUACAAGUCCAUCCCGCAGAAGCACCAGGUGUUCGGCGGCAACCACGUGGACGGGGGGGAGAAGCCCGAGGCGGGCCGGAGCCCGUCGCCCCGGCCGCAGCUGGCCAAGUCCCCGGCCGGCGACAUCCGCUUCAAGCCCUACGAGCUGAGCAGCAAGAGCAGCUCGGCAUCCUCGCGCAAGAAAGGGGAGGGGGGGCAGCAUCAUCACCAGCAUCACCAGCAGCAGCAGCCGCCGCCGGAGGUGAACGGCCAGGCGGGGCCCGGCGCGACCAUGCUCAACUACCGGUGCUACAUCUGCGCGGGGCUGUACUCGCCCGUGAGCAUGACCUGGCUCAGCACCAGCCCCGAGGGCAUGAACUCCCAUGCCAUGCACUUCCCGUGCCUGCGCGGCGUGGCGCGCACCUCGGAGAACGCCUGCAUGGACUCCCACGGCCGGGUGCUGGCGUGCGGGCGCUGCGUCGACCACCUGACCAAGCAGUGGGAGGCCAUGGAGGCCGACCGGAUCCCGCUGGAGCGCAGGAGGUACAAUGUUCCUGACCCGAACGUGGGCAGCUCGUGCUGGAACGGGGACGCCUCGCUGCAGCACCACCUGGCGGCGACGACGCCCUCCUCCGCGGGCUCCACCCCCGCCGCCAGCAGCUCCAUAUACUGCUACCUCUGCGGCCUGCACUCGGACCUCACGCUGGCUCGGGUCCUCUACAGCCGGCCGCAAGGGCGCAACGCUCCGUUCUUCCCCGCGCUGCUGCGCCACAACUCGCCGCCCAACGCGGAGCAGCUGCGGGAGGACGGCUCGGCGCUGGUGUGCACCUUCUGCUACCACUCGUUGCUGGCCCAGUGGCGCCGCUACGAGCAGCAGGCGCGCCCCGCGCCUGCCGACAAGCGCGAGUACAACACCCACGACUACUGCUGCUACGUGUGCGGCGUCACCACGUACCGCCGGCGGGUGCGCGCCCUGCCCAUCAAGGACUUCCCCUUCCUGCGGUUCCACCCCUACCCGGAGAGCAGCCUGCUGCUGGAGAACGGGGACUUUGCGGUGGUGUGCCUCGACUGCUACGAGACGUUGCGCACCCAGUCGCUGGAGUACGAGCGCUGGGGGCUGCCCGUGGAGAAGCGCGAGUACAACUGGAUCACGCAGCCGCCGCCCCCCGAGGACUCCCCGGAGGCCGCCGUCGCCCGGCUGCCGUCCGGCAAACGUUCCGAGAAACUGGUUCCGCCCACAAUCACAAGCCGUCCAACAAGAAAGAACGCCUCCCCCAAGACUGUGGAAAAGAAGUCUGCCUCCUCCAAAGGACAUGCCCACAACACGGACAAGACGGAGCAAGGCCUGCCCCCCGGCUCGAAGCCGCCCGCGGGCCACGUGCUUCCGUCGGUCGCGCAGCAGAGCAAGCACCACCGGUCGGCCCCGCUGCCCGCGGGCCACACUGUCCCGGGGCCCGGCCCCGGGGCGGUGCCCACCUCCCAGCCGCCCCCUUCCGGCAGCGGCUCCUUUGCGGCGCGCCUCCGCAACCUGGCCAAGCAGGCCGUGCCUCCGUCGGAGCGAGAGAGCGAGGCGGAGACGACGCCUGCGAGACAGGUGUCCCCCAAGGCCAGGGGACCUCCUCCGCUAGUCCGCGGGUCGUCCCCUCCCGCGGCGCCGGCCCAGGACUCCCGCAAGGAGCGCGCGCUCCCCCACGAGGGCGCUCGGGGCGUGGGCGGGGCCAGUCGUGCCGAGGACUCCCAGCUGUUCCCGGGGCGGGGCCCGCCCGCGGAGCCCCAGCUGCUGACUCGGAGCGGCUUCCAGCCGUACCGGCCGGAGCACCCGCCCGCGCCCCCGGGGCCCCCCCCGCCGCCCUUCGCCAUGGACCCCGCGGCCGCGGCGGCCGCCUACAGUCCCUACCACCCGGGACUCUACCCCCCGCACCUCCAGCACGCCUACAGGCUGGAAGAGCAGAUGUAUCUGGAGCGCUGUGGGAUGCUGCGGCAGCCCCUGUUCCCGCCCCUCCACCCCUCCUACCACCUGUACGGCCUGCGCUACUCCCCGGAGAUGCUCCCUUCUCACCUGGGACUCAUCUCGCCAGGUCUGCACGAGCGGCUGAAGUUGGAGGAGGAGCACCGGCAGCGUCUGCGUGAGGAGGAGCGGGAACGCGAGCAGGAGCGAGAGAGAGAGCGGGAGAGAGAAAAGGAGAGGAGAGACAAGUCCCGCCGCAGUCCCCGAGCCUCCCCUUCCCACCACCAGGAGUGUGCAGCUAGGAAGGCACCCAUAGCGGGAGUUCGGGACCGUGCAGCGGACUCGCGCAAGGAACCCUACCCUCCCCCGCCCUUGAUCGCUCCCAGCUCCAUCCCCAACCCCACCUCCGUGACGUUGCCACCGCCCCUGCACCACUCCCUCCCCAACCCCCCGCUCGAGCCGGACCUGCAGCACCCCGGCAAGGGCCAGCUGCCUCCCGCCACCCCCGCCCGCCUGCCCUUCGCCGCCGCGUCGCCGCUGCACACCCCGCCCUCCCACCCCAUGCACGGCUCCCACACGUCCCCCAUCCACCACGCUGUGCACCCCCACACCCCUCCCGUCCAGCCCCUCCUGCCCCACGGCCUGCACGGGGUGCCUUCGCCCCUGCACGCCCUCCCCCACUCCGUGCCGUCCCCCAGCCUGCCCCUGCUGCCCCCCCACCACCACCAGCACACGCCCCCCUUCGGCCACCCCCCACAACCCUCUAGUCAGCGCCCCAGUGCCACCCCCACCAGGUGCGCCGCCAAGGAACACCCCACCUUCGUGCGCCCCUUCGAGGACAGCUUCCCGCAGCAGCACGUCAGCCGCCGGUCCCCCGUCCCCACGACGUUCUCCCCCCGCGAAGGAGGACGCCAGUGUCGCGUGCGGCGCCGCGAAGUGUUCCCCCGCGGCGCAGACGUUCCCGGCCGGGCAGAGGGAGGUCUCCCCCUCCCAGCCAAGGGGACCGGUGCUCGGCGCGUGCGGGAAGGACGGUUGCGCGAGACCUGCCGCCAGUGAUAGCAGUCCCGCGAAGACCGCGAGUUCGCGCGCGGUGUUCGAGGUCCCCGCGAGCAAGCAGGCCUCGGAGCCGAACUCUCCCCAG
Molecule: messenger RNA, 4201 nt
Organism: Bacillus rossius redtenbacheri
Lineage: Eukaryota; Metazoa; Arthropoda; Insecta; Phasmatodea; Bacillidae
Exons: 13
Coding region: 1-4116 (1371 amino acids)
Source: RefSeq, a predicted model, not a curated record